AUGAAGUAUCUUGAGUCAUGUGUGAAGACAAGGUACAUUCUCAGAGGUCAAUUGGCAAAAAUUGCACCGUUGGCAAAUGUCAAUAUCCGAGUCAACAUACCUACAGCUAAAGGUUCUUCACAUGACGACUAUGUUGUUGACAAAGACUUACCAUGGUUGAAGAUUGUAAUUGUCCACAACCACUUCAUGUUGAACGAAAGUCUUACAAACCCAUUCUUUGGUAAAAGUAAGUGCAACAUUGUCAGAGCUGUAAACAUUCUUUUCGAGAAAGGUUUGUUGGAACCAAUUCCAGAUGACAAGCUGACAGAAACUUUUGUACCAAAAGAUGAAACAAACUUUUCAUUGUUAGUAAGACCAAAAGUUGUUCCAGACAAAGUUCUAGUACAAAAGAAGUACACAGUUCCACAAGAGGUUGGUAUGUUCGGAUACCAACCUGAACCAGAAGAACUUCCAAUGAGGUUGCAAGAACUUCAAGAUGCUAUAAACAAACUUCCAUUGAGACAUCCAAUUGACGUCAAAUUGUAUUGGAGAGCAUCUGAGUUAGGUCAGAAGGUUUUAUAUGAAACAGGUUGCUUCGACGAUGUUUAUGAGAUAACAGGAGAAGUUUCUCAGAAGAUAAGAGACUCACUUGAAUUUCCACAAACUGGACCAAUUGGUUGCGACAAGUUCGACUCAGAUGAAAAGAUAUACUAUGUCGACCUUAACGCUGCAUACAUGAGGUUUGUCCAAUAUAUUCCGACUGGAAUUCCAAACGAAGAUGGUGAGUUCCCGGGAAGGAACUAUACAGUUGGAAAAGUCAUACAACAACUGUAUGAUAUUAGGAAAGCUUCAAACCCCAAACUUGCAAUGACACUCAAAUUGCUUAUGAAUUCGACAUGGGGAUAUUCCAUUAAGAAACCUCAAGAGAUGAAGAGUAAACAUUAUGAGAAGGUCGACAACUUUGUUGAAAGG
This is a messenger RNA of Trichomonas vaginalis G3, 951 nucleotides long. RefSeq names its product DNA/RNA polymerases family. The record is from RefSeq and is a predicted model, not a curated record. The annotation marks the transcript as partial. The transcript has a single exon. NCBI's taxonomy places the organism in Eukaryota, Parabasalia, Trichomonadida, Trichomonadidae.